CGGCCGCCUCGACGAGAAUCCCUACAAGUAGCAGCCGUGGUCCUCGAGACGAAAACAGGUUUUUUUUUUCCGGCCAUCCUCUCAGCAAGCCCCUGCACAUCUCCCGCCUCUUGGCAAGCACUACUCAAGCUUCUCUCUUGGCACUUCGAGGAUCUUCAGUCAUGCAUCCCAUUACGCUGCGGAACACCUUUCUGGCCUUGGCAGCAUCCCUCGGCGGUGUUGCCGAGGCCAAGGAUUGGCUCAGCCCGCCCUAUACUUGGCUCUACCAGUUCCCCCUCCCCAUUCCCCCCGUAAAGAAUGUUACCGAGGAGACGACAAACCCGGUCACUGGUGGCAAGAUUCAGUACUUUGAGGUCAACAUCCAGCCCCUGACUCAGCAGGUCUAUCCGGGCAAGUCCCCUGCUAAGCUCGUGGGGUACGAUGGAUAUUCUCCCGGACCUACUUUCUACAUGGAAAGGGGUGUUGAAUCCGUCGUUCGCUUCAUCAACAAGUCUCCCACAGCCAGCUCCAUCCACUUGCACGGUUCCUACUCGAGAGCUCCCUGGGAUGGCUGGGCCGAAGACCUCAUCAAGCCCAACGAGUACAAGGAUUACUACUAUCCCAACCACCAGGCCGCCCGGACGCUGUGGUACCACGACCACGCCAUUGAUCACACGGCGGAAAACGCCUACUUUGGCCAGGCUGGCAUGUAUAUCCUCCAUGACGAGAAGGAGGAUGUUCUUGGCCUUCCCAAGGGUCCCUAUGACGUGCCCCUUGUCCUGUCUGCUAAGCAGUACAACAACGACGGCACGCUCUACAGCCCGGCCAGGGAGACAACCAGUCUCUAUGGCGACAUCAUCCAUGUCAAUGGCCAGCCAUGGCCCUACAUGAAGGUUGAGCCUCGCCAGUACCGUUUCCGCUUUCUCAACGCUGCCAUCUCCCGCUCCUUCUUUCUGUACCUUGAGCGCGACUUGAAGCCCGGUCAGAAUGAGAAGCUCGAGUUCAACGUCAUUGCCUCGGAUGCUGGUCUCCUCAGCGGGCCUCAGAAGGUCAAGGACAUGUACAUCUCCAUGGCCGAGCGGUACGAGGUCGUCGUCGACUUUUCCAAGUGGAAGGGCGAGAACGUUACUCUGCGUAACACGAGGAGCUUCGCUGCUGACGAGGACUUCCUGCAUACCGACAAGGUCAUGAAGUUCAUCAUCGCUGAUAAGAGAUCGGAUGACUCUUCUGGCUCUUCUGACGACAACUCCCUCCCCGGCUCGCUCCGUACUAUCCCUUACCCUCCGGACAAGGCUGGUGUAGACCAUUCAUUCAAGUUCGAGCGCACCAACGGCGAGUGGAAAAUCAAUGGAGUGUCCUUUGCCGAUGUUAAUAACCGCGUGCUUGCUAAGCCCAAGCGCGGCCGUGUCGAGGUCUGGGAGCUCAUCAACAGCAGCGGCGGCUGGUCUCACCCCAUUCACAUCCACCUGGUCGACUUCAAGGUUGUCAAGCGCGUUGAUGGCCGCGGUCAGGUCAUGCCCUACGAGGCUGCGGGCCUCAAGGACGUCGUGUGGCUCGGACCCAACGAGAAGGUGACGGUCGAGGCCUACUAUGCUCCCUGGGACGGUGUCUACAUGUUCCACUGCCACAAUCUGAUUCACGAGGACCACGAGAUGAUGGCUGCCUUCAACGUCUCCAUGCUGCCCAACCUCGGCUACGACGAGACGCACUAUAUCGACCCUACCGAGAAGCGCUGGAGCGCUAAGCCCAUCGGUGGCGACAUGAGCUGGACUGCGGUCGAGGACAGGAUCAAGUGGAUGGCCAACAUGCAGCCGUACAACCACGUCGACGACGUCGAGACCUGGCUGGCCGACUACUGGAAGACUGCUGACGACUCCUCCACCAAGACCAGCACUGCUGCCGCCGCUGCCGGUGCCACGAAUGCCGCCCUGGUCGCAGGCCCGGCGGGCUCUACUCUGUCCACGACCACCAAGCCUGCUGCGACCUCGACCUCCAGCAGCAAGGUCGAUGACAGCCGCACGAAGUCUAGCAAGAGGAAGCGGUUCGAGGCUCGGCCGACUCAGGUUGCCUAGGCUCUGACGAGCUCAGCUCGUGGUUGGAGGCGUUUGACUGGUGGCGAGCAAAACAGAUCACUAAUGACUAUUGAGGGAGGAGAAGAGAUCUGUUGAUUUUUGGUUUCAACGUUUCACGACGCAUGGAUGGCGCUUAGGUUGCUUUUCUUUUCGGCUAUUGUCUAAUCCCUCACCUCCCACUCUCUUUUAAGCUCUGCAUAGGAUACCAGGAUACAAUAGCGACCACACUCACUCUCAAAUAGAAGGACAAUGAUAUAUUUCAAAACAAUAAUACUUG
Molecule: messenger RNA, 2328 nt
Organism: Microdochium trichocladiopsis
Lineage: Eukaryota; Fungi; Ascomycota; Sordariomycetes; Xylariales; Microdochiaceae
Product: Cupredoxin
Exons: 4
Coding region: 162-2051 (629 amino acids)
Molecular function (GO): copper ion binding; oxidoreductase activity
Source: RefSeq, a predicted model, not a curated record